UGUAUACCACGAAAAUCGCAUCAGAUUUUCCCGUUUCCACAAAGUAAAUGAGCUUCCGUUCGAUUUAGCAAUGGUAGCAGUGAAGCACGAUAGAUAUUAGCAGCUAAAUUAUCCUGGCCCCUUACAACUCCAGAUGAUUUAAUUUCCAGAUCCUGCUGGCCGGCCAGAACGUUAACGACAACGAAUUCCACACGGUUCGACUGUCCAGGCGGGGAUCCAAUUUGAAGCUACAGCUCGAUAGCCAAUCGCCUAUAAGGGCUGAAAUCCAAGGCAAGCACACAACUUUGCAGUGGCGUACCAUCCACCUAGGAGGUCUCUACCACGAAGAGGAAGAGGUCAGCAUGACUACGACGGUGCCUAACUUUGUCGGUGAAAUUCAGCAUUUCUAUUUGAACAACAUACCGUACAUAGAGCUGGCUAGGGCAUUGAGUACUGAACAGUCAAUCGCAGGUUUUCCUUCGAUCAAGGUAACGGCGAAAUUUGUCAAGCACGCCACUGACAAUCUUCAUAGACCGGUCACGUUUAGGUCGAAACAUACUUUUAUUGGGCUGCCAAUGCUGCGUGCUUACUCCAGCAUACAUAUCGAUUUUAUGUUCAGGACACGCGAACCAGAUGGUUUAAUCAUGUUCAAUGGUGGAAAAAAGGAAGAUUUCGUCGCCGUUGAAUUGGUGGAUGGACAUAUCAACUACGUCGUCAAUGUUGGCGAUGGAACUGUAACCCUUCGUGACACCGUCCGCACGCCACUGAACGACAACCGAUGGCACGUGGUAGGCAUUCGAAGACCUUCAACCAAACAGCACACACUCAUGGUAGACGAGGACGUUGUCGUUGCAGCAAAUCCGGGCACCGGAAACCUUGAUCUGGACGGCAUCCUGUAUCUGGGAGGUGUUUACAAGGAUCUGUACGCACUGCUACCGAAGGAGGAUGUGAAGGCGAAGCAUGGAUUCGAAGGUUGCAUCGCGGGUCUAGAUUUGAAUGGAGAAUCACCAAAUAUCAUGGAAGAUGCAGUGGUACAUAGUUCAUUAGUUACAGCAGGGUGCGAAGGUCCAUCUGCCAAAUGUAGUCUAAAUGUCUGCGCAAAUGGAGGCAUAUGUGUUCAGCAAUGGAAUUCCUACACCUGUGACUGUGAUAUGACAUCAUUCACAGGACCAACAUGUUCAGACGAAUCAGUAUCAUAUGAGUUUGGUCCAAAUCGUGGCAUCAUCCUAUAUACAUAUCCAGAGGAAACAAGACAAGAAAUGCAAGAAGACGUUAUAGCCUUAGGAUUUAUCACCACAAAAUCGGAUGCAGUUUUGCUAAGGAUAGUUAGUGGAACUUCUAACGACUAUAUAGAAAUGUAUAUCGUGGAAGGAAACGUCUUCGUAGUAUACAACUUAGGCACUAAUGAUCUCUUGAUUGGAGAAAUUUCAGUCAAAGUCAAUGACAACGCAUAUCACGUAGUUAGAUUCCAAAGGCAAGGGCACAAUGCAACACUCCAAGUAGAUGAUUACAACGUACAAACAAAUCACCCAUCAGGUCAACAAUUGCAAGUCUUCAACAGCCAAUCUGAGAUACAAGUCGGAGGUAAAUCCAACAAAAAAGGUAGAAUAGAGAGACCUUUUACGGGCAUUAUUUCGGGUGUAGUAGUUAACGGCUUGAGGAUACUCGACUUGGCUGCUGAAAAAGAUGUUCACGCGUCCAUUCGAGGAGAUGUCCAGCUGGUGUCAGGAAUAUUGGACAGGCAUGAUCACCUGCAGAAAAUGCAGCAGACUCCAGCCAGCGGUUUCCCAGGCCUAGAAGACGACCUGGUGUUCAGCGGCGCGGGCAGCGGCUGCAACAACGGCGACGACGAGGACGAGUGCCCCCCGUUACCAGACGGUGGCGCCGCCCCUGGCAGCGGGGACGACGACCUAGUGACAGCGGUGUACAUACCGCCCACGAGGCAGCCGCCCACCAAGCGGCCACCCAAACAGGGCAAGGACCAGCAGGGGGGUAAGCAGUGCGACGACGAUGACGAAUGCGUAGAGGGCUCCGGCUCUGGAGAAGCUACAGAGGAGUCACCUAAGGUCGUCGGCACUUCUGAUUCUACCUCCAUAUCCUCCAACGCCAGUCUCAUAACAGAAGAAGCUUCCACAACGUCUGUCCUUAUAACGAGCCCUAACUAUACACUCCUCCCUGAAGGUGAUGAUACUACAACCACUAAUGCGCAGCACAUCACUAGUAGCACAAGGUCUAGUCCAGUGACAUUCGUGUCGACAGAAUACAGUAGUGUAGGUUCCAUAUCACCCAGUUCUGAAAUCAGUACUUGGACUACUACUUCAACCCCAGCCGUUCCAACUACGAUUUCCACUCAGGGAACCGCAUUGGACCGCUCCCCGUACCCUACUCCGCCGUUCCUGCCGCGGCCACAGCCACCCGCCCCAGACGACACUGCUCCGCCCAUCGUGUAUGGCCCCCAUUCGACGAAGAGGCCCGAACGCGUCACUUCGGAAACCUCCGAAAUCGUCGCACUGAUAAUCGGCAUCAUUGCCGGGGCGCUCAUCGCUGUUAUCCUCAUCAUACUCAUCAUUUUAAAGUUCAAGUCCAGAAGAGAUAGAUCCUUCAAAGUCGACGACUCAAAAAUGAGCUACCAACAAGGACCUUCCGCUGCUCUUCUGGGCACCUCAUCUUCCUCUUCCACAAACUACCAACUCAAUGGAGCACUCCGAAACGGUGACAAAUCACAGCAGUUCCAGCAGCAACAACAGAAGAAGAAACGGGACAGCAAGGACAUUAAAGAGUGGUAUGUGUAAAGUGGACUAGGUAGUUAUGGAUACCACUAGGAUAUUUUGAAUAAGAUACAGGAGUAUUUGGUGAAUGAAAGUCCCUUGCAGUUGUAUAUAGCAGUCAGUAGACACGUUUUAGAGAGAUACUAAAAUGUAUUCGAAUGUUCCAUAAAUACAUUCAUUUGGUUAUUCUGAAAGUGAGUGUAUCUGAAAAAGCUUUCUUCUAAUGAGCCGCUUCUAAUAGAUUCUGAAAAUUUGAUAAAAAGCACUUUACGCCUACUAGCACCCCAAAUGUCCGAUUUUUUAUUGCAGGCCAACUAUUACCUUGCUAAUAUCUAAGAGUUAACUAUCAAAAAACGUGUUUUUCAUUAUCAGGUCUGCCCAUAAACGUUAGUUUGAUCAAAAGAUUGUUUUUAGUUUACCUAGAAAAUUAUUAAUCCAAAAAUGUCUAACCUACUUUGGUUAAAUUGUCACUGAUGGCACUAGAAACUAAUGCCAAACGAUACAAGAUAAACCCAAAAAAGCAGCGCUUCCAAGUCAAAAACUAUGGUUAAGUGGAAAACGAAUUUACCAGCAACUACCAGUUAACUUCCAGGUUCAAUUGUCAAUUUGAAAGUUAAUUUGCAGUUGAAAAACUCAUCAAAUUGAAACAAAUACAUCUCCCUCGUCCUGUCCAAAUGAACUCACAAAUGUUGAACAACAUUGUAUUGUACCUCGAAAAACGUUUCCGUAACAUCCGAAAUGUCUGUAAAAUCUCUGUGGUUUUAUUUGAAGCGUGAGGAAGAUGAACCGAGCUACAUCUUUUCGAUCCACCAUGUGAAAUCUAACACUUACUUCUCUAUAUACCGUAUUUUAGAAACCUAACGUUUCCGAAGUUUCACAUGCACUUGUUCCUCAGAAUAAUCUAUGAAUGGUCCCUUUGAAUGAAUAUCUCAAAAACGUUUUUUACCGCAUAAGUAGGUAUGUUACAAUAAUGAAAUACCAUUUUACCUACAAGUACACCUGUUGAAGCGACGCACAGUUCCAUGUUUCAGCGUUUUAGUUUGACAAAUAGAGGUCGCCAAAGUUUAGCAGCACCAUCGAUCAUUUCACAUUUAUCUUACUAAAAAUAGUUUGCAGUAUAUCAGACUUAGGAAUUAGUUUUAACAUUUUAUAUAUAUGAGCAAUUACUGGUUGAGGAAAUAUAUCUUAGCGCACAUUUAUACAAGUGAGGGUCUAAGUUCGACAAUGAAGUUGGAUAAGGCAAACCGUUGUCGAGUGAAACUGUCGAAUGACUCAAAACGCGUGGAUAAAUGGUCGUUUACAGUUUAUUUCAACCGUAUGUCAGCUCUUUUUGAAAGUAAUGCUGUCAGACUUAAAUGCGAUAUAGCCCUUUUUAUAGCACUGAAUACACCAGCGCUCCAACUCAAAUGUUUGCAAAUUGGUUGUAAAGAUAUGUUGAUUAAAUCAACACAUAUCUCUGACAGGGUAAGUAAUGCUUUUUAUAGUGUAACUGUUCUGUUCAAAAUAUAUUCUAUAUAAAAACUAUUUUUUUUUAAUUGCAAUAUACGACUGUAUAUGGCGGGGACUUUUAUACAUGAUAAAUUGUGACAGUUUUACCAAAAAGAGUUACUUUAAACUGACUAAUUUCUAUUGCACGUUACAUAAGACCUAUAAAAAUAUACGACAAGCAAAAAGAAGUAAAAUGUUUCAUUGGAAAUGUUUUUAUAUAUGUAUAGUGUUUAACUUUGUUAUUAUGCUUGGUAUCUAAAAAGGUUUACUACAAAACCUGUAGCCAACAGUAAACACCUUACUUGGAAAAAUAUUAUUUCUACCGGGUGAUUCAUAACUACUUGGUGGCCCACACAUACAUUUUUUAAACUGGAAAGCACUAUAGUUCAUUGCAUUACUUUCAAUUAAUUUCAUAUAACAUACUGUAAGGCUUUAUUUUCAAAUUCUGUUGAACAAUGUAUCAAAAAACAACUUUGACAACUCGCGUCCCUACAAACGUUAUAACUAGAGUACAAACUUUUUCGUCAAAAAAAUUGUAUGAUCCCAUAUUCUGCCCCUAUCCACUUGCUCUUUCCAAUUUCUUGGAUAGUUUAUAUAAUAAAGCAAACUGAAUUA
Acanthoscelides obtectus is the source of this 4850-nucleotide messenger RNA. The record is from the annotation of a GenBank genome assembly. NCBI's taxonomy places the organism in Eukaryota, Metazoa, Arthropoda, Insecta, Coleoptera, Chrysomelidae.